This is a messenger RNA of Vicia villosa (hairy vetch), 1470 nucleotides long. RefSeq lists its product as uncharacterized. The record is from RefSeq and is a predicted model, not a curated record. The transcript has 4 exons. Gene Ontology annotation, molecular function: catalytic activity. Lineage: Eukaryota; Viridiplantae; Streptophyta; Magnoliopsida; Fabales; Fabaceae. The coding region runs from base 1 to 1470 and encodes 489 amino acids.
AUGCCAACAGAGUCUAGGAGAGCUCGGGGACGACCAUCAAAACGGGUGUCUCCGGCGGCUGCUACUCCUCCAACACCGGCGGCACCACCGGUGAUGGAAUCAGAAGAACCUGCAACUGAACCUAUAAUCAAACCUGAUGCGAUCAGGAUUAACCAAGAGACAACAAAGAAUUCAACUGAUAGCGAAACCCUAAAAACAGAGAAGAAGGGGAAUGAGGAACCUCAGAAGUUUUGGGUGGAUAUCAUUAGUGGGAAUCGAAUCCGGCAAAGGAAGGGUUUGCUUCGCACUCUACCUAUUUGGAUCAAACUGCCUCAAUUUCCUCUACACCUGUGGGGAGCAACGAAUUUGAACAAGAUAGGUAGUGCAAUUGGUAUACCUUUGGUCACUAAUGAAUGCAUCACACAUAAAUUGAGAGUGUCUUACGCGAGAAUUUUGGUGGAAGUUGACAUUACUCAGAAACUGCUUGGUGAAAUUACCAUUACGGAUAAUGAAGGCAGAAAGAGGAAGCAGGCCAUUGAGUAUGAAUGGAUACCUAAAUUUUAUGAGAGAUGCCAGAAGAUUGGGCACCAACGUGAGAAUACAGUUCAACAGAAGGUAUGGCAGCCAAAGAAAAAGAAGGAUGAGGUUGCAAAAUCAGAGCAAAGUAGGACAGAGAUUGAACAUCCGGAGGCUAGUGGAUUGGAUGCUCAGACUGAGGAUCCAAAGAUGCCAGUGGAAGAGAGGACCAUGUUAGCUGCAUGGAAUAUUAGGGGGCUAAACAAAGCUGAUAAGCUAAGGGAGGUUAGCUCCCAUAUCCUUAAGCUUCAACCUGAUAUUAUAGUUUUGAUCGAAACCAGGGUCAAGGAAAAUAAAGCCUCUGCUAUUAGAAAUAAGCUUCGCCUAAAAGGAGAUUACAUAGAUAACUAUUGCCACCAUGGUAAUGGGAGAGGAAGAAACUUUGGAAGGACUUGGAAGAUAUUCAUAAGAACCAACAAGGGGCCUUGGUGUGCUGUUGGAGAUUUUAACAAUGUGGCUUCUAGUCAGGACAGGAUUAGAGGGAACCUUGUUACUGAAACAAAAUAUGAGGAUUUCCAAGCUAUGAUGGACACAACUGGGCUAGGGGAAAUGGACAGCAAAGGUGAAUUCUUUACCUGGACCAACAAGCAGGCUAAUAAUCCCAUCUACUCUCGUAUAGAUAGAUUAUUAGCUAAUGUUGAGUGGCUCCAUACAAACAGUCAAGAUGUUCUCACUAUCCUUCCUCCCCAUGUUUCUGAUCAUGCAGUUUUAUACCUGACUACUCCAAGAAAUAAUUAUGGCAGGAGGCAGUUUAGAUUUAACAAUUGUUGGGUUAAUGUUGUCGGUUACAUGGAAUGUGUGGAAAGAAACUUGACUCAACCUGCUAGAGGAACUCCUAUGCAGAAACUUUGGUUUAAACUGAAGAGGUUGAAACCUGACUUGUUGAAGUUGCAGAAACAAACUAAUGAUAUCUAG